AUGGCAAACACAAAACAUCUGUUGGUGCUCUUCGCACUUAUGUGCACUGCAGCGGCCUACUGGGGCCCGGACUUGCCCCCGGGGCCUUACUGCGGCAAGACUAAGGAAUGCUGCGACAACAGGAGGGACUCCUGCGCGCAUCAGAUAUUGAACACGCUUUGCUACUGCGACGAGUUCUGCAACCGAACGAGAGGCCACGACGACUGCUGCCCGGACUACGAGCCGGUGUGUCUCGGCGUCUCCCCCGGGAACCUAUUGCUGCCCUGCAAGCACAACGGGCAGAACUACCUGCCUGAACAGACACGCACCGAAGACUGCAACCUGUGCGAAUGCGUGAAGGACCCGGUCACGAUGAAGACUGAUUGGCGAUGCGACAAUGACCCCUGUCUCAUGAGCGAUACGGUCGUGGAUGGCGUGAACUACGGGGGCUCCAGCUGGCGCGCGUACAACUACCCGGAGUUCAGGAGCAAGAAGCUGAAGGAUGGGCUCGUCUACAAACUAGGAACGUUCCCGCUGAGCAGCGAGACCAAGCGGAUGGGCCCCCUUCGAUAUGACAAGGACAUCGCCUACCCCACAAACUUCGACGCUCGCACCCGCUGGCCUGGUUUCAUCUCGCCCAUAGUGGACCAGGGCUGGUGCGGCUCCGACUGGGCGGUUUCUUUAGCCGGGGUCGCGUCAGACAGGUUCGCGAUUCAAUCGAAUGGCGCUGAGAACAUGGUGCUCAGCCCGCAGACGCUGCUCUCCUGCAACCUUCGCGCCCAACGCGGCUGCCACGGCGGUCACAUCGACGUCGCGUGGAACUUCGCCAGGGGCCACGGGCUGGUCGACGAAAACUGCUUCCCCUACAAGGCCUCGGUGACCAGGUGCCCCUUCAGGCCGCGCAGCACCCUCAUCCAAGAUGGCUGCCGGCCACUGGUUAAACACCGCACCACACGCUACAAGGUCGGCCCGCCCGGCAAGCUCAGCCAUGAGAAGGACAUCAUGUACGAUAUAAUGGAGUCGGGACCGGUCCAAGCUGUCAUGACUGUCUACCAAGAUUUCUUCCACUACCGCGACGGGGUGUACCGCCGCAGCUACCAGGGCAACAACGACCUGAAGGGCUAUCACAGCGUCAGGAUCAUCGGCUGGGGAGAGGACCGCGGCGACAGAUACUGGCUGGUGGCGAACAGCUGGGGCGAGAGGUGGGGCGAGAACGGUUACUUCCGGAUCGCGCGCGGCUCCAACGAGGCUGAGAUCGAGUCUUUCGUGGUGACCGCCCUCAGUGACGUCACGGAGGCUAACCAGAAG
Molecule: messenger RNA, 1287 nt
Organism: Iphiclides podalirius (scarce swallowtail)
Lineage: Eukaryota; Metazoa; Arthropoda; Insecta; Lepidoptera; Papilionidae
Source: the annotation of a GenBank genome assembly